CCUAUCUCUUACAUGACACGCGUCAGUUCUGGCUGAAGCGAAUGUAGCGCUUGAUUAAGAUAACUGUAUGAAGCCUAGUGUUGAAGACAUGUCGAAAAUGAAGGAAAACUCUUCCGUUAAGGAAAAGGUGGAGUUAAAAAGAGAACUUGGACUUAUAGGAGCAACGUCCAUUGUGAUUGGCAGUAUCAUUGGUUCUGGAAUUUUCAUCUCACCAAAAGGGGUCCUUGAAGCCAGUGGGUCCGUAGCCCUGUGCAUGAUUGUCUGGGUCAUAGCCGGGAUUAUAGCCCUUUGUGAUGCCCUUUGUUACGCUGAGCUUGGUACACUAAUACCCAAAUCUGGCGGUACUUACACUUACCUUUUUCUGGGAUUUGGAAAGUUUGUUUCGUUUUUGUAUAUUAUUCAGGCCACAUUCAUCAUAACACCUGGCGUGUUUGUUGUUUUCAUGCUGACCUUCGCCAAGUACCUGGUGUCUGUCAUACCCACCUGUGGUUCACCUGAGUUGUUGGAGAAGUUUCUCGCCGCUGCUGGCCUCAUUACCUUGUACCUUGUGAACUGUUUUGGCACUCGCUACGGCGCUCACGUUUCUAUUAUUACAACCUUCUGCAAGUUGCUGGCUCUAGCGGUCAUAAUAGUCACUGGUCUGGUGGCUAUAGCUCAAGGAACCACCAAUGAACUAGGCACGGGUUUUUCUGGGACUUCUAGACAGCCCGCGUCUUUAGCCUUAGCUCUCUACAGCGCCAUCUGGGCCACAAGUGGAGGUGAUGACGUGACCCGAGUAGUUGAAGAAAUAAAAAACCCAACGAAGAGUAUACCCCGAGCUUUGAUUUUCGGAAUUCUCGUUGUCGUUGUAAUGUAUAUACUGACCAACAUCGCUUAUAUAGCUGUGAUGACCAAAACUGAAAUGAUUGGUACCAGGGCUGUUGCUGUGCUCUUUGCCCAGCGAACACUGGGUCCGGCUGCUGGCAUCAUACCAAUGGCUGUCGUCAUCUCCACGCUGGGAACUACAAGCAUCAGCUUGUUAAGUUCUAGCAGAAUGACCUACGCGGCAGCAAGAGAUGGAAUCUUGCCAGACCUACUAAGCUACAUUCAAGUUGAUUGGCUGACCCCAGUCAGCUCUAUGACAACACUGCUGUCCAUGUCCCUCCUGUGGCUUGCCUUUGGUGAGAUUGGCUCAAUCAUCAACUACCUCGGUUUCCUGGGAACUAUUUUUAAAAUCGCCAUUUACGUGGCUUUGAUCAAAUUCCGAUACAGGUCGUUUAAUCACGUCAAGAGAAUAGUCAAGGUCCCACUACUCAUGCCUGUACUAAUGAUACUGAUGAACAUUUACCUGUUUCUCGCCCCUUUAAUCAUCGAGCCACAGAUUGAGUACGUCUAUGUAGGGGGCGGUUUUAUCGUCUGUGCUACAUUGUUGUACCUCGUCUUCAUACACUUUCACUUCAAGGUGCCUUUUUAUGAUAACUGUGUUACUGUGGCUCAACUCGUAUUCCGUCUCUCUCCACCAUUCAGAAAUGCUGACACGGACUAAUUAUGAGUGGAAGAUAUCGUAAAAUAAUGUACACUUGCUGCGAAAUAAACUUAUUUAAAAGAAUAAAUUAAAUCAUGAAUUUUUAAAACUAAAAAUCAUAAAUGAUAUACUUAUUUAAAACAUAAAAUGUUUUAAAUAAGUAUAUCAUAAAUAAAUUUUAUUUAUGGUCUACUUGCAAUAUGUUUUUCAAGAAAUUGUUUAUUUAUUUCUCACUCUAGUUUGUUAUGUUCAACUAAGUAAUUUUUUUUUUAUUUCUUAGGUUAGGUUCAACAAAGUUUAUUUUACAUAGUGACAUUAAAAUGAUGAAUCGUGAUCAGUAGAGUGAUCUUUUCCGCGCACGGAACGAAUCAUCAAUUUUAUUCCAUUUUCACCAUGUAGUGACAAUUACAAGUUGAUUGAUGUGGUACGGGAGUGGGUGGGAGGGACAUGGGAAAGGGUGUUGACGG
Physella acuta is the source of this 1971-nucleotide messenger RNA. RefSeq names its product b(0,+)-type amino acid transporter 1. Gene Ontology annotation, biological process: amino acid transmembrane transport. The record is from RefSeq and is a predicted model, not a curated record. Lineage: Eukaryota; Metazoa; Mollusca; Gastropoda; Physidae. Gene Ontology annotation, molecular function: L-amino acid transmembrane transporter activity. Gene Ontology annotation, cellular component: membrane.